Molecule: messenger RNA, 2534 nt
Organism: Oncorhynchus tshawytscha (Chinook salmon)
Lineage: Eukaryota; Metazoa; Chordata; Actinopteri; Salmoniformes; Salmonidae
Product: probable rRNA-processing protein EBP2
Exons: 10
Coding region: 94-1164 (356 amino acids)
Biological process (GO): ribosomal large subunit biogenesis; rRNA processing
Cellular component (GO): nuclear periphery; preribosome, large subunit precursor; nucleolus
Source: RefSeq, a predicted model, not a curated record
GGGGCGGGUGUUUCACCGGAAGACAUUUUCGGUGUACUCUUUACAGACGACAAUUCCUUCUCAUGUGAACCGCUCCAUGUGAGCACGGAUUUUAUGGUAUUUGGUCCACAAAAUCACUGUUUGUAUCCAAUCAUUCUCGUUAACAAUACCAUGGAUAUUAUUGAAGAUGACGAGCAGUUAGGUGAGACGUCUGAGCAGGACAGCGAAUUAUCUGACGGAGAGCUUCAAGAUGCAUUCGCAAAGGGAUUGUUAAAGCCUGGGUUGAACUUUACAACACAAGAACCGAAGAAGAUUGUCAACAAUGUGGAGGGUUUGAAACAAUGCCUCGCUGACUUUCGUAAGAACACACUACCCUGGAUAGAGAGGCUGGACAUGGUCAAUCUCCCCGCUGAUGACAUCGUUGCCAAGUCCGAGGGCAGACUCGACAACAAGGCCAGCGAAGACAUCAACCCAGAUGACGACUUCCAGAGAGAGAUGUUCUUUUACCGUCAAGCCCAAGAAGCUGUUCUGGAAGCGAUGCCCCGGCUACUGAAGCUGAAGAUAGCCACCAAGAGACCUGAGGACUACUUUGCAGAGAUGGCCAAGUCAGACCAGCAAAUGCAGAAGAUCAGGAAGAAACUCAUCACGAAGCAGAUCAUGAUGGAGAAGUCGGAAAAGGCCAAGAAACUAAGAGAACAGAGGAAGUAUGGCAAGAAGGUACAAGUAGAGGUUAUUCAGAAGAGACAGAGGGAGAAGAAGGCCAUGAUGUCUUCAGUGAAGAGGUAUCAAAAAGGCAUGACUGACAAACUGGACUUCCUGGAAGGAGAUCAGAAGACUGCUAAAGGAGGCGCUCCAGCUAAAGGAGGUGCUCCAGCUAAAGGAGGUGCAGGGAAAGGGUCCGGUGGCCAAACACCUGAUAAAAAGGCCAUGAACAAGAAAGGGCCCAAUGCUAAGAGGAAGUAUAAAGACCAGAGGUUUGGCUUUGGCGGGAAGAAAAGUGGAACCAAGUGGAACACCAAGGACAGCCACAACGAUGUGUCAGGGUUCCGAGCCAAGGUGGCUCAUGGGAAAGGAGGAAAGGGGGGGAAAGGAGGCAAAGCAGGACCAGGCGGAAGGGGCCCCGCCAAAGGAGGGGCUAAACGACUGGGCAAGAAUGCACGCAAGAAGAUGAAGGGUCGCUCCUAAAGAGAGUAUCAAAAAGACUACAAGAUGUCCUUCCUAGAGUAUCACCAAGACUACAAGAUGUCCUUCCUAGAGUAUCACCAAGACUACAAGAUGUCCUUCCUAGAGUAUCACCAAGACUACAAGAUGUCCUUCCUAGAGUAUCACCAAGACUACAAGAUGUCCUUCCUAGAGUAUCACCAAGACUACAAGAUGUCCUUCCUAGAGUAUCACCAAGACUACAAGAUGUCCUUCCUAGAGUAUCACCAAGACGUCCUUCCUAGAGUAUCACCAAGAUGUCCUUCCUAGAGUAUCACCAAGACGACAAGAUGUCCUUCCUAGAGUAUCACCAAGACGACAAGCUUUAGAAUGUCUCCAUAUGAAAACCAGACAGAGCGGUACUAAACAUGCCAAAUUCAAUGUUUUUUUAAAUGGUUUAAACCUCUAACAUGAAUAUGGACAUCAACGGUACACUGACAUUUUUAUUAUCGUCAGUAAAAUAAAUCCAUGUAUCUUUUAAAGGAGAUCUUUAUACUUUGUUGUAAGGCGUCUACGUUUGUGAAACUAUUUGCUGAAAGUGAAAACAAUGAUGAAGCCACUUCCACAAAUGUAUGUCAUCUAGUUUGAGUAAAUACUUGAUAGAUUUUUGUAAAAUGCACACUUUGCAAGUCUGCUUAUUGACCCCCUGAUUCGCUACCUUUAGGGAUGUGACAUUUUCUAAUAUUGAACAGCUGUCGUGUUUGGCCUUUCCAAUGUAUCAAUAUUAUUAAUGUGUAGUGGGCCAAUGUAUUACUUUCUAUAGAUCUGGGUAAAUGUUUCUUCUGCAAACAGGUUGCCGGUAUGACAAUAGUUGGUACAUUUUGGGCAAGAAUAACCCCUUCUCUAGCCUGAGUGCCAGUCUGUGCUAUUAUACCAACUAAUUUCAUGCUGAGUUUUGCUUGACAAUGACUGAUGGAGAUGGCAAGAGCACAAACAGGGACCAGGCUACACCUGCAUCUGUUUAACUUGAAUGAAUGAUUAGUAUGCUGUUUCAUGUUUCUCUGGUGUGGUGUUUGUUAUAAACUGGGUGUUUCAAGCCUUGGAUGCUGAUUGACUGAAAGACGUGGUAUACGGUCUGAUAUACCACGUGUGACUAUUUAUUUUCACUCUUCUAAUUAUGUUGGUAACCAGUUUAUAAUAGCAUUAAGGCACCUUGGGGGUUUGUGGUACAAGGUCACUAUACCAUGGCUACAGGUUGUAUCCAGGCACUCUGUGUUGCACACAAGAACAGCCCUUAGCUGUGGUAUAUUGGCCAUAUACCACACCCCCCUGGGCCUUAUUGCUUAAUUACAGUUGGUCUGCCUGCAACCAGUUACAUUGUAUUUCCUUUGGACAGUAAAGUAUUAUUCUUCAUA